AUGUCGCUGUUCAUGGUUCGGUACAGUGGCUUCCAGGAGCUAAACAACUCCACGCCACGCACCAUCACCGUUACCGUGCUGCUAGAGAGCCUCUACGGUGGCUUCUUGUUAAGCAUCUUCAUGCCGGUCGGGGUCAUAACCGCCAUCGGCGUCUCCACCCUCCUUUACGCCUUCGAGAAUUUUCAAGACCGUAUCGCAGUGACGCUCUCCUGCCUCAUCGUCUUGGCGGGUCUGUACUCUCAGAUCUGCGUCGUCAUCCCCAUCUCGGCUGCCCCGAAAUUUGUAGAUGCUUUUUUCUUUUACGCCAUUUUGAGGAUGUAUCUUGUGUGUACCCAUCAUCUUGGCGUGUACCGCUGGCUCAUCUCCUUCAAAAAUCGCAAAGCCCUAAACCUUGAGAGGCGAAGUGCGCCGGCAAUGGAACCAAACAAAAAUCCAUCAACAGCGGCGCCGACAUGUAUCGCACCCCUUAGCCCUCUCGAGUCCGACCUCAGAAAGAAAAGUGUUUCCCAUCCUGGCUCCAUCGGCGAAGAUUCCAGUGAAAGAGGAAGAGGUUUUGAAGACGCAGGUUUGAUUGUCGAAAAGUGCUUCUUUAAAUCGAAUUUGAUCAUGCCAAUGGAUACAGCUCAUCAAGCGCCAGCAGCACAUGAAGUCUCGGCAACUGAUGCUUACCCUCCUCCGGAUAAAAUUUGCAACAUGAAUCCCUUCAAUGCUUGUCUAGAUAAUGAAGAAACGGACAAGAAAUUUGAUGCAACCUACAAACGAUUUACUGUCGCUAGCUACUUGACCGUCGCGUCUGGAAUUGUGUUUGAUCUAACCUUCUUCGGGCUAAGCGCUUAUUUUAUUUCGAAGUCGAGGCAAGCAGUCUUCAGCGAGUACCCGUCUGUUACCCUAAACAACUGA
Molecule: messenger RNA, 900 nt
Organism: Hyalella azteca
Lineage: Eukaryota; Metazoa; Arthropoda; Malacostraca; Amphipoda; Hyalellidae
Exons: 3
Coding region: 1-900 (299 amino acids)
Source: RefSeq, a predicted model, not a curated record